Messenger RNA from Penicillium canariense, 1494 nucleotides. RefSeq names its product DNA helicase ZGRF1-like domain-containing protein. Gene Ontology annotation, biological process: double-strand break repair. Gene Ontology annotation, cellular component: nucleus; site of double-strand break. The transcript is spliced from 2 exons. Bases 1 to 1494 code for a protein of 497 amino acids. Lineage: Eukaryota; Fungi; Ascomycota; Eurotiomycetes; Eurotiales; Aspergillaceae. The record is from RefSeq and is a predicted model, not a curated record.
AUGACCGCCCCGGCAUCGUCCGCGCCGCGAGGCACAGCCCUGACCUCGUCUGCAUCCGCGUCCCAGGUCACCGCGUCUGUGAUCAAGUUCCGCUGUCUCUACACACACGAUCUGCGCCGGAAGUCCAAACGCUGGCAGGAUGGCUAUCUUCGAUAUCACGCGUUUAACAAACGCGUCAUGGUCUACGAUGAACCCGGGAACUACAUUGGCGAUCACCACUGGCGGUCCAACGACGAGUUGCAGGAUGGCGACGAGCUGGAACUGGACAAGGGCGCGUUGAUCCAGGUCGGCGAGCGGAUGGGAACGACUCUGACAGAUCUCUCAAAUCUGUUCGAGAAGCGGAAAUCUAGCCAGGGUUCCCCGCAGGCGAAUGAUCCCGCGUCCCAGACACCGCGUCCCUCAGCGCAAAUUCGAUCUUCGGGCUCGUCACAGCCGUUUCGAUCGCUGAGUGACCUGUUGGGGAUCAAGAAAACACCGAUUGGGCAUUUGGUCUCACCGUAUGAAGAACGUCACCGGCCGCGGCCGUCGUCGAAUAUCCCCGAAUCGCCGGAACGAACACUGAAACGGCAAAAAGUGUCUUCGAUCGAGAAAACGCCUGUGAAGAAGCAGGACGCUCAGGCGGAGGUCGUUGAUUUGACCGAGUCAGUAGACGAUCCCUUGGUAGCGAAAGCAUCGACAGCUAUUUCCGGACGGGAAGCACCCCGGCCCCCGAAAGACUCGGGACAGAACAAAUCGGCUCCGCCAGUGAAGAACCCGCGAAGGGUGCCAGAACUGGCCAAUUCAGCGAGUCCCAACCAACCGACAUUCGUAAAACCUGCCUUGCCACCCUUUUCGGACUCAUCGAGAAGUCGCCCCUCACAGCCCAUGCCGUCUGCACCACACACGGGCGCGCAAAGAGAAAACCCUGAAGCCCGUAGGCCUACGAGUAAAGCUGCCACGUCCAAGUCACGGCCGACACCGGAGAGCUCAUCAGAAGCCCCAAUCAAAACGCUGCGGAUGGCUAUUGAAAAGCCACGCCGGAAGUUGAUGUACAGCGCCCUUCUACCCGGUGACAUAUCUCCCAAAACAGCCCUAGGGCCGUCAUCAUCGUCCCCUGCGAGCCGAAUCAAAACUCCGCUUCAAGAAAUUGAGCCCACAAAUGCUGAAUUUAUGCCUUCAGACUCGACCCAAUUCAUCCUGGAAGAGAUGAUAGGCGGUCCAAGCCUGGAGCCGGGCCCAGGUCGCAGAAUACCCAACCCAGUACGCGCCCACCAACCUCUGUCCUUGCCGCGAAAAUUGCCAGCAAGGAGAGCCCCCGAUGCCCCCCUCCGCAAAUCUGUAUCAGAUCCGACUGCUUUGACGGCUCUCCAGUCAAGGCCGACAGUUACUCGGAGCGCAUUAAGGGCAGUUCCCGAGCAACCCGAGCAAAUCGAGGAAGGCCCCUGGACGUCUGAGGCACUGGACUUGUUUGACUUUUGGCCCCCCGGUCGGCCGAAACCCGGUUCAGUGGUGUAA